Molecule: messenger RNA, 2626 nt
Organism: Tilletiaria anomala UBC 951
Lineage: Eukaryota; Fungi; Basidiomycota; Exobasidiomycetes; Georgefischeriales; Tilletiariaceae
Exons: 1
Source: RefSeq, a predicted model, not a curated record
AUCGGCCUUACUACACCAAGACAUCAUCUUGCAGCCUACGAAGCGUACGGAUGCCGCAUACGACUUUAGACCUCAUCGACGUAUGGCGCCCUGUACGAGCGAAGCAGCAGCUCUUACUCACAGCCAACGCGACCACAACGCGAACGAAACUUCAGGGAUCGAGGCGACACCCAUGCCUCGUAAGCGCACCCUCAAGGCCGUCGAGCCGGGCGCGCAUCCUCACUCGGCUGCAUCGAUUCUCGAAAAGAGCAGUAGAGAAAGCCUCGAGGCAGCUUCGGAGAUAGCCAAUUUUUUCAUAGAAAAGGGAGAAGAGAUCGUCGUCAAAGUCGGUGACGAACUGAGCCCUGCGACUGGCCGGUCCGCCGAACCCGCUGUGGACCCUUCAGAAGAAGCCGAGUCCUUACCAACGACUUCGCCGAAGGGUAAAGGCAAGACGAAGGGUAAAGGUCGUAAGAGAAAGCUUCAAACAGAGGACUUGAGAAAAGAAGAGGCCGCAGCCAGUUGCGCAGAAUCACAAGAUCCGAGCGCGACUUUAGAUGCACUAGCGACAGCGAAGGACCUUGUCGUCAAAGGCAAAUCAACCUUGAAGGAUAGCUUGUCGUCCGUUCUUGCUUCUUCACAAAACCAGCAAAUUUUUGCAGUAGCCAGCUCCUCCUCGGACUCCGUUGCGUCAACUUCGACUCUGGCUUUUGACGCAGCAAGCGUGUUCAAGCGAAGCACAUCCCAUUUCCGCCUUCCCCAUUGGCUUCAACGUCAGCCAGACGUAAUUAGGCAGCCAAAUUCUGUCUCAUACGAACGACCCGCAAGCGCAAGCCCCCUUUCGAAACGUCUGUCAUCUACGUCGUUAUUGGGCGGCAAGAGCGAAACCUUACCGAUAGAGCAACGCCAGAGCAACAAAGUCCCAGCGCGGUCGCGGGGGUGGAUUUCGAGCAUCGGUAACCCUUUCAAACGUGUCAAGUUCUCCACAAUGCCUUUGAAUGCUGUACCACGUGUUUCAUCGACGUCCGUAAUGUCUAAGAGCGUGGAUCAAAGCUCAAGCGAGUCCCAACUUAAGAACGAGGCAGAAGCAACUGCGUCGCUCUGCCAAGAUCCAAAUGCUUUGGAGGCCGAGCACAAAGCGUACCGCGGCGAACAAGAUGCAGGACAAGGCUCGGCGGAGGAAAUGGUUUCAUUAUACCCUUUACUGCCGAAUUUUAACGGCAAUGCACUGCAACGGGAACAAAGCGCGUUGAAGAUAUUUGGCAGCGGCAGUGAUAUUGACCAACUUGCACCGCAGGCGACACCAACUCGGCGGAGCGAUCGGAAGGGCAAACGCAUAGACCAGGCUCAAACAGAUGUCGACGGCUCAAAGGAAGCGAUUUUCUCGUCUUCGUCAGAGCAAGUCAAUGCGGAUCCAAUUCUGGAUCGCAGCGUCGGCACUGAAGACACUCGUUUCAGGGGCGAGACAACAACCCAAGGCCAAGGGAGCCCCAUAUCUGCUUCAGAACCAAACAACAAGCCAUCUCACAAGCCUCCUCGCCCACCGAACGAUCCUUCCGUACUUGCGCAUCAUGACAAACCGGUGAGAACACUCAGAACGCGUGCAGCGCGUAUGGCGGUUGAAAAGGCGGUGCAACAAGGUAGCUCCCAGUACAGCCAGAGUUCGGAGACGGAGUGGGAAUCAGAUGCAUUACAGCCUUUGGAUGCAUCGCAGGCGCAGCCAGAAGGAGAUCUUGCUCAAUGUGCGGGCGGGGUAGUUGAUGCGGAUGCGGAAACAGAAACAGAAACGAAAGCGGAGGUGGAUCGAGAGCAGCACCCGGACGCACUCAGCGCAGACGAGUCGGUCAGGAUGAUCAGACUGUUGGAUGGCGCGCAAAGCGCAGCUUUGAAAUCCAGCCCAUCCGCACAAGUGCGGCAUACCGGCCACGCCGAAGUGAUGGAUUUUGCAUUGCAAGGCGGGGCACAAACUGCACGGGAAACUUUUGUCCAGCUAGGCGAUCAUGUCCAGAGCCAGGUCAAAACGCAACUGGAAGAAGCACAGACAGCCGAAGCACCUGCAUCUGAUUCCGAACUACUUGAUACGACAAGACUAGGGUCAAUGGGUAUCUCGGCUACACCUCCCGAGCCUACCAAAGGCGGCCGCGCUCUGCUCAGCGUCGACUCCGCACCAGAUGCGGUAGUAGAUAGAGAAGGGGCCCUCUCGCGUGAAGAGUCAAUACGUCUCAUUGCGUUGCUCGACGGUACAUCGAAGCUUGCCAAGGAGCUACCAGAAGGCGAUUUGCAAUUUGGUGGGCGUCAAGAGCCAGCGGUCCGGGACGACGAGAACGAGGACGAGGAUGAAGACGAGGACGAGGAUGAAGACGAGGACGAGGAUGAAGACGAGGACGAGGAUGAAGACGAGGACGAGGAUGAAGACGAGGACGAGGACGAGGAUGAAGACGAGGACGAAGAUGGGCAGAUUCUCAUUUCCGGCCUGGGUGUCCAUACCCAUGCUCCUGUUGAGCUCUCAAACGAGAUGAACCAGCAGUAUGAUGUGGCCGAUGGUGACCUUGAGGAUGUUGGCGAACCGGUCGACAGGGACCAGUUCGGGGUCGAUUUUUCUCAUGCGAGCGACGAAGACCACGAGUGUGAUGGCGACGAGGACAAG